GUCUCCUCUUUCACACCUUUCAGUCUCAGAAAAUUUUUAAAAAUAAAACGUGGGUGCGGAAGAAUUUAGGGUUUAACAUCACCAAGUCCAGCAAGGUCUGUUAUUUUUUUGGGGGAAAGGGGAAUGAAAUCCUUGUUUGAGUGUUUGGGUGAUCUGAAAAUUGAAUUUUGAGUGGCGGGUCUUCUUUUUAGUGUUUAAAAAGAUCUAAUUUGAGCUUGGGGAAUUAUUUUUUGGUGGUAAUAUGGAGGAGGUUGAAGAAGCUAACAAGGCAGCAGUAGAGAGCUGCCAUAGAGUUUUGAGUAUUUUGUCUCAGCCUCAAGAUCAAGUUCAUUACAGGAAUUUAAUGUCUGAAACUGGGGAAGCUGUUUUUAGGUUCAAAAGAGUAGCUUCUCUUUUAAAUUCUGGUUUGGGACAUGCAAGAGUGAGGAAGCAGAGGAAAUUACAAACCCCUUUUCCUCAUAGCAUCCUGUUGGACAAUCAACACCACAAGCCACCAGAUUAUCCAUCCAAGGAUUUGCAACUCGGUUUCCAUGAAAACUCAGCUCAAGAAGUGAGUUCACAUGCCAAGAGUUCUCUGUAUUUUGGAAACCCAUCUUUGGAACUGAGUUCAAAUGGCAAAAUCCCUCUUCAUCUCGCCCAACAGGCACCAUCCGGCCACUAUAAUUUCCUCCUCCAACAACAACAACAACAACAACAGUUGCAACAAAGGUUACAACUCCAACAGCAACAGCAAAUGAAACUUCAAGCUGAAAUGUUGUUUAGGAAGAGUAACAGUGGGAUUAACUUGAACUUUGAUAGCUCUAGCUGCACACCUACCAUGUCCUCAACUAGGUCUUUCAUCUCUUCCCUUAGUAUCGAUGGAAGUGCAGCUAAUUUCGACAAUGGGAACGCCUUCCAUUUGAUCGGGGCACCUCGAGCCUCGGAUCAGGGAUCUCAGCACAAGAAGAAGUGCUCGGGCAAGGGAGAUGAUGGAAGAAUCAAAUGUGGAAGUAGUGGUAAAUGCCAUUGCUCAAAAAAGAGGAAGCAUAGAGUAAAGAGAUCAAUCAAGGUGCCUGCUAUCAGUAACAAGCUUGCUGAUAUUCCUCCUGAUGAUUAUUCGUGGAGGAAAUACGGACAGAAGCCGAUCAAGGGUUCUCCUCACCCUAGGGGAUAUUAUAAGUGCAGCAGUAUGAGAGGUUGCCCAGCAAGGAAGCAUGUGGAGAGGUGCUUGGAGGAGUCGUCGAUGCUUAUUGUUACCUAUGAAGGUGAGCAUAACCACCCAAAGUUACCAUCCCAAACGAUGACCUAGUCUUGGUGGAAACUCUGCUAAAGAAUUCUUCAUGUCUUCAAUGUUCAAUCAACUAUGGUCGGCUCGACUUGGUCAUGUACAUAAUUUUUUUGCAUGGUGCAAGCUUGGGAUAUAUCUGAACAGUUCUUUUUAACAAUUUAGAAGCAGUCAUGGAGCCUAGUGCUGAACCAAACGUGGGGUUUAAAGUGUAAAGAACUGUUUCAUCUUCCAUGGCAAUGAAAAGCUUGAUAAAGGGUUGAA
Messenger RNA from Hibiscus syriacus, 1528 nucleotides. RefSeq names its product probable WRKY transcription factor 21. Gene Ontology annotation, biological process: regulation of DNA-templated transcription. Gene Ontology annotation, molecular function: DNA-binding transcription factor activity; sequence-specific DNA binding. The record is from RefSeq and is a predicted model, not a curated record. The coding region runs from base 242 to 1288 and encodes 348 amino acids. The transcript has 4 exons. NCBI's taxonomy places the organism in Eukaryota, Viridiplantae, Streptophyta, Magnoliopsida, Malvales, Malvaceae.